GCACUGAGUCACGUCAGUUAAAGCGGUGUCUAGCUGCAUCCGUUCUGCAGUGUAGAUACGCCCACAGUGGAGACAGCACCCGAAGCAAAAACGCUGGGCCUCCAGAGGGAGAGAUGCCCCUGAAAGAAGCAGCCCGGCCCUGAAGAGCGGCCUUUCCUUUCCCCUCAGGCUGGAAGUAGAGACAAGGCUGGCUGCGGACGGAGACAUGCAUCAGAUGCAGGAGGAGGAGGCGAGAGGCGAGUGAGGAGGAGCCGGCGUGCUCCCCUCCCCCCUUCCCGGUCCCUGCGUGUGUUUUCGUGAGCCUCUUCCUCCCUGUGUGGGCUUUCGCGGCCCUCCGCAGCAACAUGGAGCGCUUCCCCAGCGGUGAUCGAAUUCAGUUACCAAGGAAUAUGAUUGAAAACAGCAUGUUUGAGGAAGAGCCUGAUGUAGUUGACUUGGCUAAAGAACAUAAUUUGCACCCGUUGGAGCCUGAUGAAGUGGAGUAUGAGCCAAGGAGUUCUCGGCUUCUUGUACGUGGACUUGGAGAUCAUGAAAUGGAUGAGGAUGAAGAGGAUUAUGAAUCGUCAUCAGCUAAACUUCUGGGAAUGUCUUUUAUGAACAGAAGCACUGGCCUGCGUAAUAACUCAGCGGGUUACAGACAGAGUUCUGAUGGAUCAUGUUCUGCACCUUCUGCAAGGACCACAGUGAUUUGUGCUGUUGUUCUUGUGAUUGCUGUCUCAGUAAUAAUGGCAAUCUAUCUUCUUCCCAAAUGUACCUUUACCAAAGAAGGUUGUCAUAAGAGGAACCACACAACGGAAGAUGUAUUUCCUUUGGCAACAAAUGGAGAGCCCUUUCCAUGGGCACAUUUUAGACUUCCAGUUUCUGUUGUGCCCACACAUUAUGAUGUUGUUUUGCAGCCAAAUCUAAAUUCUAUGACAUUCAAAGGUUCUGUUCAGAUAACUGUGAAAGUUCGUCAGGUGACUUGGCAUAUUAUACUUCAUAGUUCAAAACUUAAUAUUACCAAGGCAACCAUUGCUUCAUCAGGUUCAACCCAGCCUAAACCAGUUGAACAUCUGGAAUAUCCAUUGAAUGACCAGAUUGCAAUUUUGGCUCCGGAGGCUCUUCUUGUAGGACAAGAAUAUAACAUCAGCAUGGAAUAUUCCUCUAAUUUAUCUGACACGUAUUAUGGCUUCUACAAAAUUGCCUUCAAAGAUAGCAAUUCAACAAGGUGGCUUGCAGCGACUCAAUUUGAACCCCUGGCAGCAAGAUCAGCAUUUCCAUGCUUUGAUGAACCAGCAUUCAAAGCCACUUUUCAAAUCAAAGUCAAGAGAGAAAAGCAAUAUUCUACUCUGUCAAAUAUGCCAAAGAAAGCAAUAAAAACAUUGACAGAUGAAUUGGUUCAAGAUGAAUUUUCUGUGAGUUUGAAAAUGAGCACUUAUCUAGUAGCUGUCAUUGUUGGAAAUUUGGCGAAUGUCAGUAAGCAAACAGGUGGGAUUUUGGUAUCAAUCUAUGCUGUGCCACAGAAAUCAGUGCAUACUGAAUAUGCUUUGGGUAUUACAGUGAAGCUUCUUGAAUUUUACCAGAAGUACUUUAAUAUAACAUACCCUCUUCAAAAAUUAGAUUUGGUAGCUCUUCCCGACUUUCAAGCUGGGGCUAUGGAAAACUGGGGAUUGAUCACUUUUCGAGAAACAGCACUUCUCCAUGAUGACAAAAUGUCUUCAGCAAUGGAUAGAAAGAGAGUAGCAUCAGUGAUUGCUCAUGAGCUGGCGCACCAGUGGUUUGGAAAUCUAGUGACCAUGGAAUGGUGGAAUGACCUCUGGCUGAAUGAAGGAUUUGCCACUUUUAUGGAAAACUUUGCCAUGAAAGAAGUUUUUCCAGAUUUAUAUAAUGAUGACUAUUUUCUAAGCCUGCGUUUUAAGACUAUGGACAAAGAUUCCAUGAAUUCGUCUCACCCCAUCUCCCUGGCUGUCAAGUCAUCAGAAGAAAUUGAAGAAAUGUUUGAUGCAGUCUCCUAUGUCAAGGGAGCUUCUCUGUUGUUGAUGUUGAAGAACUUUCUCCACAAUGAUGUCUUCCAAGCUGGCAUUCAGAUCUAUUUGCAUGACCACAGCUAUGGCUCCACUUUCAGUGAUAACUUAUGGGAUAGCAUGAAUGAGGUAACCAAUGGAACAGUAAAUAUAAAAACCAUUAUGAAAACGUGGACUACACAGAAAGGAUUUCCCUUAGUGACUGUUAGAAGGGAAGGAAAACGUAUCAAUUUGCAGCAAGAGAAAUUUGAGCAUGAUUUGGAAAACCAGACCUUUCCUUCAAGUUCCCUGUGGCAUAUACCUCUUUCUUACAAGGUCAGCAAUCAGAGUUCAUUCCUUCCCUUUAAUGUAUAUUUACUGGAACAAAAGUCAGGUUUUAUUGACCUUCCAGAACCAGUGAAGUGGAUAAAAUUUAAUGUAGAUUCAGAUGGUUACUACAUUGUCCAGUAUUCAGAAGAUGACUGGAAUGCUCUAAUUGAAUUACUGAAGACAGAUCCCACUGCUCUAAAUCCCAAAGACAGAGCAAAUCUGAUCCAUGACAUUUUUAAUCUAGCAGGUGUAGGAAAAGUACCUUUGGCCAAGGCCUUUAAGUUGAUUGACUAUUUAGCAAAAGAAAACAGCACUGCUCCAGUUAUGCAAGCUUUGAACCAAAUGAGUCAUAUCUUCAACCUGGUUGAAAAAAGGAGAAUGCAGGACCUUUCAUCCAGAGUACUGUACAAGAUAAACAAGUUACUCGGGGACAAGAUAAACCAACAGACAUGGACAAAUAAUGGGACUCUCUCUGAACAAGAACUGCAAUCAAACCUAUUAAGGUUUGCCUGUUCCCAUGGUUUGGGAAAAUGUGCGGAGACUGCUAGUCAACUGUUUAACAAGUGGAAGGACUCCAAUGGCACAGAAAGCCUUCCAACAGAUGUUAUGAAGAUCAUAUUCAUAGCUGGGGCAAAAAAUGGAUCUGGCUGGGAUUUCCUUUUAAGCAUGUAUCAUUCUUUGGUUUCUGAACCAGAAAAACUCAAAAUCCUUGAAGCACUGUCCAACUCAGAUGAUGUUAGAAGACUGAGCUGGUUAAUGCAAACAAGCCUGGAAGGAGACAUCAUCAGAUCACAAGAUCUUCCAAUUGUUAUAAAUACAGUCAGUCAGAAUUUGCCUGGGCACUUGCUGGCAUGGGACUUUGUCAAAGAGAACUGGGAUCAGCUUAUAAAGAAAUUUCACCGUGGAUCAUAUACUAUUCAAAAUAUUGUGACUACAACAACAUGCCACUUCUCCACCCCAGAACAUCUGCUUGAGGUUAAGACAUUCUUUGAAUCUAAGUCAGAAGAGACUUUUCAACUGCGGUAUGUCCAAGAAGCCAUUGAGACAAUUCAGUUGAACAUCUGGUGGAUGGAGAAAAACUUGGCAGAACUGACAAAAUUGCUAUAGUGGUGACAGUUCCUGGAGAGCUCCGAUUAGCCACUUGGAAUGCUGCAGCUCUUGCUCUUUUGCUGCUUGUGCAGGGAGUCAGGGCUGGAAAUGGGUGAUGCAACUGUUUUUGCACUGUGAGAGGAUUCUAGUUAGCUCAGGGUACAUCUUUUCCUAUGCUGGCUCUCUUUGGAGGGUUUGGGGACUUGACAUAUUUACUGAUUAAGAGAAUGUUUAUUCAUUGACCCACAUUCACACAAUACAAGGACGAUACUUUUUAUCAUCAUAGUACAGCUCCCUUCCAUUAUAGGAAAGUCUAGUUCCAUUUUCUUCAUACUGAAUGAGACAUCAAAACAAAAGAGAGCAAGAUGAGAACUCUCCCGAGAGAUGCUUAUUCUUUGCAAAGCACUGUUUAAUUAGCCUUCCUCAUUGUUCAUUGCUUCUUGAACUGUAAAUACUAUACCUGCUGUGAAGCAUGUGGGUUUUUAAAUUAACAUGAUUAUAAACAGCUGCUAAGAUGCACAUAAUGGAGGUGAGCAAAAAGUUGGAUUUUGGGAAGUUCUAGAUCUUGAUUUAUCAAAGCGUUUUCUAAAAAUGAUACAGAUGUCAGAAAUAUAUAUCUAUAUAUAAUAUAAACAAUUAUUGUUAGAAAUUUUUAUUUUUGUCUGCAACAUAGCUGGGUGCUAUGGAUACCAUGCACUGAAUAAUUCAAAUAGUUUUUGUAAAGACAGAGGUUAAUAUUGUGUUUGGUGGUGGUGAAGCUAUGCUGAAAAAUACAACUUGUUAAAAGCAUCUGAAUGGUAGUUCGAAGAACAUUUUAUACCAAGAAAGUCUUGUGAUAAAGAUUUCCUUUUCCCCAAGGUAUCCCAGGAAUUCAAAAUUUCUUUUUGUGAAUAUUUAUUUUUUCAUGAGAAACACCACAAGCUAGAAUUCUUAUAAUGCUGUAUUUUCUACUUCAAAAAUUGGUUUUGUCUUGCAGUGUGGCUGCAGUGUUUUACAUCCAGCUAAAUGAAGAAAAUUUUGGCCCAAACUUCUGCUUCUUGAGGAUUCUGUCUGGGUUUCAGAUCAUGUAUUCAUUUAAUUUAUGUGCCAAAUAGCAUGUACAAUACCAUUUUGGCAGUACCAGAAUUGUCAGUCUGGAAAUUCUGCAGCUUUUGAAUAAUUUAAAUACGUUGAAGUCAAGAUUAUGUAUUUGAGGAUACAUCCCUUUCUGGAAAUAGUCAUAUCUGUGCUUUAGCCAAAGUCAUUGACUUGCAAGCCAUGAGACAUGUCCAACAUGCUUUCACCAACAAUAUAAUCAUCACAUCUAUCAGUGUAAAUUAUCUCAUGCCUAUGAAGUCCUUCUUCCUUGUGCAGGAUACAAACAGCAAAGCACUUGGAGGUCAUUAAAAUAAUACAAAUGAUAUUCAAUACAGCUCCAUAACAACAUCUCUUUGAUUCAAAAUACAUAGAGAAAAUGAGCAGGAUACAUGCUUGGUUUGCGUCUUUCAACCACUUGAGCCUUCAUGUGGUAAUCCCAAAAGUUUGCAAUCUUCUGAUAUUACUUUCCUGUUGUUUUUGGUGUUGUCUAUAUCAAAAAGGAAUGCUUAAUAAACAUGUGCAAACUCUUUUCCAAAUAAGCCAUCAGCAUUGAGUCAGGAUGUUGAUGCAAAUUUUGAGUCCCUCCUUCAAUUUCAGAAAAUUGGAAAACGUUAGCCCCUGUUCAAAAGUAUAUUAAGGUAUAUGUUUGGAAGUCCAGAUGAAAGCUGUCAGAUUUAGUGGUAAUUCAAAGAUUUUCUAAAUCACUUUUGUUCAUUAGGCAAGCAAACACUGGAACGGCCCAGAGGUGAGCUAAAACCAUGUGCCCCGUCUCCUGUGGUGUUCAGAUCACGACCUGGGCUUGCUGGCCCCGCACUACAGACACCUCCCAGGCACUUUGGUGGCUGACAUCCCUUUUGCUGGUUUGGCCUACCUUGGGAUAUUUUCCAAAGACUGAUGUGUGGUGACUGCAUAUGAUUGGGCUUGUGCAUUCUUAUCCUCAGCAAGAGCAGUGAAUGUAACUUGCACGCUCCUUCUGUCAGUUGGCAGGCAUUCACUGGAGUGAUGCUAAAGGAUACAUAUAGAUGAUUUGGAGUGGGAGCCAGGGUUUUGUUGCAAUAAUUAGACUACAUGUGACAGCCAAAUUUUAGCAGGCUGACAUUUCAGAGCCAGUCACUUUUGUAAUUGAGAGGAAAUUUUCAGUAUUGAAUUAGUCAAUCAUGUCAAUAACUCUAAGAUGUUGAAUCCUAUCUUCCUAGAUACCUGCAAAACUCCCACUUGGUGUUAUUUCUAGCAUUAGAAUAGGGUAAAGACAACUGUUCCAAAUUAAAUGCCUUGAUGCUGCUAAUUUUAUUUCAUAGUUCUCCCAGUGGAUCUUCAUUAAUACAUGCUGAGGAACCUUUUAAAAUCUCUGUCUUCCUUUUGCCUCCAAUCUCAGUUUUAUAUAAUGCAGCACUGGAAAGCUUACUUUUAUGCUCCACAUGCUGCCUUUAACAUCACAGGCCUGAAACUGAUUCGUAGUAUUCUUUAAAACAAUUUGGAACCAUUGUGAAGGUAGAAUGAUUAGGUUUCCAAUCAAAUCUAGCUGUUCAGAUAUGAAUUUAACACCAUCAAAAUGUUUUUUUUUUUAAUGCUCAUAUAGAUAAAACAGUUUGUGAGGGAAGGAAUGAGUUGAGAAUGUACUUUUGAGGGCUUCUGAAUCACCAAUAGACUGAAGGCAAAUCCAUCAACAGUGAUUAAUGCAAUUUUAAAAAACUGGUUGAAAAAUUCAACAUCUUGAUGGAACCAAAAGCAUUCUCCUUGUAUAUACUCUUUUGCUAGGAUGAGAGGUAACCUUGUUUGCUGGGGAAUGAGUGAAAAGUAGGGGGAAAUUCUGUGGAAUGUGUACCUUGAAUACCGUGUUCCUUGAAUAUUAUGCUUACAUGCACUUGCUACUGGAAAUGUGACAUAUACUUGAAAAUACAGUGCAUUUGUAUUCUAGAGUUACAAACAUGUUUCAAACUUUAAGAAUAUUUUUCAAUUAUUUAUUUUUCUGUUACGAAUUCUGCAUUAGGUUGCACCAGUGUUGUUUAAAUAGAAACAGAACUUCAACUUACGGUUAGCUCAUAUCUGAAUCUAAGACCCAAGCCCCAAUGGAAAAAAUCAAAACUCUAUUUUCUUUCUGAAUUGGAAGGCGUGGACCUCGGUGGAGGGCAAGGGAGAAAUUCAAGCCACAAGUGACAACUCAUGCUUACUUAAUAUUAAUGCAACCUGAGCUUGUCUUGAGUCCCCUUCAAAAGAAAAAUGUACUGUAUUAAUAUGAGAUGUCUUUUAUCUAGUUCAGUAAUAUGGGUCAACUUUUAUGUUCUAAAGGGUUUUCUGCUAUGUUUAGGGCUAAUGUCAGUAGUUUUUGUUUCCUUCUUCAUUUGAUUUAGUUUCCUAGCAUCCAAAAACUUCCUCUUCAUGUCAGGAUCAAAACUUUUGUGUUCCUAAGAUGUGUUAAUUUACCAUUGUAUGUGUGUAUAUCUUUAUCCCAGUAAAGUGUGACAACGCCUGCAUUUUCCUACACACAGUUUUGAGAGCAUCGUCACAUGUUAUGGAAAAAAAUUGAAUUUUUGGGGGGUUUUUAAAAGCAACUUCAGUGUAGAAAUAUACUGCAGAAAUUAAUAUUUUCUCUCAGUUUUGGCUUUAAAGCAUUCUUGAUUUGGUUUUGUAUUUGAAGAGGAUCAGGCAUGACCAUAUUUUAAAUCAAAUAGUAAUAAUUGUUCUUGUGCCUUAGAAUAUAUUAUAAGGACUAUGAGAUUAAUAUAUUAAUAUAUAACAGAAGCCUGGCUUUAGCCAGACAAGCAAUCUUCUUUCACAACUGUCUUCAUAAGCUAUAAAAGAGGUGUGACUGUAGAACAAUACAAGAAAGGAAAAUAUUUAAGUUUAAGUUAAAAAUCCUUGACAUUCUGAAAUAAUAUUUGAAACAAACCUGAUUUUACUCUUUUUGGGAGCUUGGAGCUUGCAACCACUAUCCAGAGUUUGACUAUUACCAAUAGUCACACACACACACACACACACACACACACACAUGAAUAUAGAGUGAUAAAGCAUACAACUUACAUUGAUUUUCUUUUGAUUUGUUACACAAACCUUUCAGAAGUAUGUGAUGCAUACGUGUAUGUGUAUACUCUCAUAACAAAUACACAUACAUGAUUCUAAAACCAAUCACAUUUUGACACUGCUGACAAUAGUGGGGAAAGGGCAACUUGUAUGAGAAUCACCAUAAGAGGGAUUUGAAAGCCUUUAUGAUGGUAAUAUCAGAGGAAGGAAGGUACUGGCGGCCCACAGGGUGUCCCUGGUGGGGGCUUGGAAAUAAAGUUUUGUGAAGCACAGAUCAUACACCUCUUGCUAUAAUGGAAAUUAGACAAACUAGUUGAGUGGUAUGUUUUUACAGGUGUAUAUGUGUUCCUCUUACUUUAUUGUACCUCAUACAAUUUUGGCCAAUUGCCCAAAAGGAAUGGGUCACCCCCCCCCCCCCCCAGAAUGAGACCAUAGGCCACCAGCAGCUGAAUAUGCCGAUGUUGGGGUUUGAUGCAACACUAUACAUCAGAUUUUGAACAAUCAAAAGAAGGGUUGACUUCCCCUACAAAUGUACAGAGUGUGGAGUGUUGGAUUGUAUGUAAAGGGCUUCUUGUACCAUUGCUUAGGGUUCUUUAAAUAGUUGCUAAGAAAAUAGGUUCCAGGUAGAUCAGAGCUAUUGGCCAUUAUUGGGUUGUUUUGGUGGGUGGUAUUAAACUUUCUUUAAACCUCCAUCCAUCCCAUUAAAAUAGACAAAGAAGCUGGAAUUUCAAGGUAUUGGAUCUGAAUACUGAAAUAGCUUUCCAGACAAGUUUUAAAUGCACCUUCUCUAUAUAAUUGUUGCAUUUUCAGCUACUGUGAGUUUUUUUUUUCUCAUGCUGUAUCCUUAUUUUCCAGGUUUCUGGGAGUAAGGAAGUAUUCCACAUUAUAGAAAGUUGGUGGGAAAAUGUAGCUUACUGUGUGGAAAUCAUUGUAUGCUACACAGAUUGAACAAGCUCCCUUUUUUCCCUCCAGCUUUGUCAUGUGAAAAUCACACAGUAGCCUGAAAUGCAUCCAAUGUUUAAAGAAAAAAAAAAUUAAAGCUGUUUUUACAUGUGCCUUGAGACAGAGUCCAUGUGUGUGUUUGUAUACAACAGUCCAUCUUCCUCUUUCAUGUAUAAUUUGCAGUUCUGUAAACACGCACACAUAAUACAGCCGUGUUGUUUGAAAAGUCUGUAGCCAAAGUAUGGUGCAUACUCUCCUUCAAAGCAUACAAUGAUUAAGUUAAUCAGUUUUUACACAAAUUGCACAUUUGUAUUUUAAGUAUAACAGGAUCUGGGAAGUAGUGUUCAAGAGGUGAUAUUUCUGUAAUGGAUCUCACUGGUUUAAAAGUUGUCUAUUCCAUUAUAUGUUGUAUAUGUGAAUUGUAAGGAUAUAAAUAACUCUUACGGAAUGUGGACUCUUUUCCCCCUUUUACUCGCUCCAUGUUACGGGAUACUGACCCCUGAAUGGAUUUGAACUUACAUAUGCAUAUCUUUCACCUGUUCUCUAUUAGAACAUUCCCCCUUCUGAUAGUUUGGCUUUCUUCUGGAAGAUGUUAUCUUUCAGUGCAGACUGAAUGCAAUUUUUUAAAAAAUGACUCGUAUUACUGUACAUGCUUGUAUGUAUCUCACAAAUUGAGGCCUCUAUGCGAGCAAUUAGAUGAUGUUCCUUAUUUUCCAUUUCAAAGGCUGUCUUCAUUUAAAUGCAUAAAAAUGUUCUGCACAUAUUUAGAGAAAGAAUUGCAUGAGAAUACUUUCUGAAUUAUGUCCGAUUCCGGCUGGUCUUCCUACAAAAAGUUUACAGUGCUUUAUCCCUUUGACACAAUAUCUACAGUUUUUGCCACUUAAAAUGGUUGCUUUGCUAUAUUAAAUUCUCAAAUCUUAGUCAUCAAGGACUUCAGCACCCUAGAACUGCUAUGUUACUCUAACUUGUAGAAAUACAUCUCUUUACAUCUUUUUGAUCAGCACAACAAUCUGACAUUUUUAAAAAGUUAGUCGUGGCAGCUUGUAGAAGCUUACUGUAAUAAUGUAAAAUAGUUGCACAUUUAAAAAAGGAAUGGUAUGAUGAAAUUGGUAUGGAUCAUUGAAAGCCACUGAAUGCUUUUAAUUUACAAAUGAUGAAACAAGAAGUGGAUUUGAGAGUAAAUUUGUACCACAUCUAUUGAGAGAUUCAUAGUUCUGUUCAUAACAAGAUAUCUUGAUAACAUCAAAGUCAUUUUGUAAUGUCAAUACGUAAAUUAAUAUGGAAAGGAAUUAUAUAUCUGUGUUCAGUACCUUAGAGAAAGUGCAAGGUACAAUCACAUCAAAACAGUAGCACUCCAAGUUGUACAAAACUUGCCUUGUAGAGGACAUGUAUGUGUCAGACGUGUAAACACAUUAAUAUGCAAAUUUGUGGUUUUCCUUAAUUUGUAAAGAAAAAAAGCCUAUUUUCUUAUACUUUGAAAAAAAUGUGUGUAUAACCAGCACUGACUGAAGGGCAUGUGUAUUGCAAACACUGUUGCGUUUUCUUUUAUUUUGUGAAACAAAAAAUAAAAUCUUUUAAAUACUAA
Anolis carolinensis (green anole) is the source of this 10026-nucleotide messenger RNA. RefSeq names its product leucyl and cystinyl aminopeptidase. Lineage: Eukaryota; Metazoa; Chordata; Lepidosauria; Squamata; Anolidae. Gene Ontology annotation, biological process: peptide catabolic process; proteolysis; signal transduction. The record is from RefSeq and is a predicted model, not a curated record. Gene Ontology annotation, molecular function: metalloaminopeptidase activity; peptide binding; zinc ion binding. The transcript has 18 exons. Bases 345 to 3419 code for a protein of 1024 amino acids. Gene Ontology annotation, cellular component: plasma membrane; cytoplasm.